This is a messenger RNA of Rhagoletis zephyria (snowberry fruit fly), 423 nucleotides long. Its product is annotated as transcription initiation factor IIB-like. Gene Ontology annotation, cellular component: nucleus; transcription preinitiation complex. Gene Ontology annotation, biological process: transcription preinitiation complex assembly; transcription initiation at RNA polymerase II promoter. Lineage: Eukaryota; Metazoa; Arthropoda; Insecta; Diptera; Tephritidae. Gene Ontology annotation, molecular function: RNA polymerase II general transcription initiation factor activity; TBP-class protein binding. The record is from RefSeq and is a predicted model, not a curated record.
AUGUGUACGCAAUGUAUACGCAAAGUGCAUGAUGGUAAAAAUCUUAAGGGCCGGUCGAACGAUGCAAAGGCAUCGGCGUGUUUGUACAUUGCGUGUCGACAGGAGGGUGUGCCACGUACUUUUAAGGAAAUUUGUGCUGUCAGCAAAAUAAGUAAAAAAGAAAUUGGACGUUGCUUUAAGUUGACUCUAAAGGCUCUUGAAACUAGUGUGGAUUUAAUUACCACAGCAGAUUUUAUGUCCCGAUUUUGCGCCAAUCUGGAUCUACCAAAUAUGGUACAGCGGGCCGCGACGUAUAUUGCAAAGAAGGCUGUCGAAAUGGACAUUGUUCCAGGAAGAUCACCUAUAUCAGUUGCAGCCGCUGCUAUUUACAUGGCUUCUCAGGUAAGUGCUAGCNUCAGCGCCAACUCAGGGUCAAUUUAUUAG